AUGGAAGUCCCUGUCGUCGCCGGUAGCAUUAGCCUACCAUCAAAUACCGAAAUCGCGCCCGCGACACCGCUCGAGGACGGGAAUUCGACUGCCCAAGCCCGCCCCGAGCCCGCAGAGAAGACUCCGCUCGACCCGGCGCCCUACCAGCCCAUAUUCGUCACACCGUCCAAGUACCUCACCUUUAUCCGCCAUGGGCGCGGCCGGUACCGCGCCGAGCAUCCCACCCGGCUGGCCAACAGCCUUCUCGUCAGCGCCGGCUUCUUCGAGGCCGCCAACGCCGGAGACUUCGCCGCCAACGUGUGGAACGAGAUCCCGGUGCCCACGUACGCGGUCGUGUUCAUGGCCGUCGGCGGAGCGGUCGCCCUCAGCACGACCUUCUUCGCGGCCCAGGAUGCGCUGCUCAGCUGGCGCAACAUCCGCGGCCUGAAGGCCGAGCGGAGCUACCUCCAAGGCCAGCGAGAGCGGUGCUGCGACCAGGCGCAGACGCGCCGGACCAUCGACUGCCUGCUCGACAUGAACUUCCGCGAGACGGGCACCGAGUGGGUCGACCGGGUCGCCCUCGACGUGCUGAUGGGCCUCGGGGCGCUGUUGAUCAGCGUCGGUACCAUCCUCGCCAUCUUCGGCGCGGACCCGGCCAUCUACCGCGCCAGCAAUCUGCUGUCCGGAUACGUCGGGAACGUGCCGUGCGCGGUCUGCGGCCUGCUCAACCUGGUCUGGUCUCUGUGGGUCUGGAGGAGGGCCUGCCGCCACGAGUCCUCGGGCUCGCACCGGCUGCAGUCGGCGCGGACGUUGCAGAAACUCCAGCGCCGGACGUCCGGCGUCAAGCUCCACGGGGCUCUCACGGGCAUAACGGGGGUCGUGGCGAGCGCCGCCUCGCUCGUCACGGCGACCAUGUGGUGGGGCUAUGUUGUACUGGCGCCGUGCAUUGUCGCCGCAGUGGCUGCCAACUUCCUGUGGAGGAAAAGGAUAGGAUACACGCGACCUUUCGUCCGACAGAUUGUGCCUCUGAGCGAAGAGAUGCUCGAAGCGGAGCUGCAAUACGUCGAGGCCCGCCAGCGAGAGACGGCCAAGUCGAUCUCCCAACCCGACGUGCUCGCCCGUCUGGUUUCCGACCCAGCGUCCCUGGCAUGCGCCCUGGACUUCCUCUUGCGGCACGGGCUCUUUGAAGACUUUUGCGUGCGCGUCCUGGCCGACGCAGAGGUGAGAGACGCAGUGGGCGAUGUCCAAGGCAAGACUGUCAGCCUCGAUGCCGAGAUGCUAGCCACGGCUGACGGUGCCACCUGUGACCGCCUCCUGGCCAUUGCCAAGUCUCUUGUCACGGACAUCUCGCACCGAUACUUCCUCGAGCAGGAGCGCUAUAUCUUGGAGUGCUUAGGCUGCUAUAUGACCAGCUCGGCCGUCAAGCCAUCUGGGUCAUGA
Molecule: messenger RNA, 1419 nt
Organism: Thyridium curvatum
Lineage: Eukaryota; Fungi; Ascomycota; Sordariomycetes; Thyridiales; Thyridiaceae
Exons: 1
Coding region: 1-1419 (472 amino acids)
Source: RefSeq, a predicted model, not a curated record